Molecule: messenger RNA, 1122 nt
Organism: Drosophila eugracilis
Lineage: Eukaryota; Metazoa; Arthropoda; Insecta; Diptera; Drosophilidae
Product: 23 kDa integral membrane protein
Exons: 3
Coding region: 427-1122 (231 amino acids)
Cellular component (GO): membrane
Source: RefSeq, a predicted model, not a curated record
UGCUUAUUCGCUGUCUAUCUUUGGCCACUGUCUGGGUAUCUUAUCAAGACAAGUUGAUGUUUUCCAAAAACUAUGUCCUUAUCAGCCAGUAAGCCCAUGGCCACGUUUGUGAGAUCAAUUGCCCUCAGAAAUGAAUCACUUCCAUAUGCCGAAUGUUAUCGAUUUACCCACCAUUCAGGCCCCAUUAUCUAUUCUUCCUUUGGGCCAUGAUUACGAUAUCUGGUAGCGGCGUAUCUUUUCGAUAUCGCAUAAGUCAGCCUGUUGGGCAAUUUAAAAACGGUAGCCCAUCUGGGAGUCCAGUCCAAUCGAACGACAGUAAACGACGCGAGUACGCGAUAAAAUCAAACCAAAUCACGACUCCUCUUGGAUACCAAUAUUGGACUAUUAUUAUUCUACUGAUUAAAAAGGAGUUUAAAGAGUUUUAAAAUGGGUUGCCUAUCGGGAAUAGUCAACUUUAUUUUGUACAUUGUUAACAUUGUGUUUUUGAUCGUUGGCAUCCUUCUGAUCGUGCUGGGCUCGAUUAUGUUAUCCGAUCUAAGUCACUUCGAUGCUUCCGAGGGAACGAACACCAAUACCAUUCCCAUCUGCAUCACCGUUCUGGGUGGUUUGAUCUUCGUGGUGUCCUUCUUCGGAUGCUAUGGCAUUUUCAGGCAGAGUGCCUGCAUGACAGGAGCGUACACCAGCAUGGUCUUUAUCCUCUUCAUCCUACAACUGGUGCUCACCUGUUGGGUCUUCGUGAACCGAUCCGCAUUCCUGGGGGACAUGUCUAAUCUGGUUAACCUGCUCUGGAACUCACAGGACUACAAUGCAAUGGGCGUACUGGAGGAAACCUUCGGGUGCUGUGGCGAUACCAGCUACAUGAACUACAAUAACAGUGGACUUCAGGUGCCCGGAACCUGCUGUGGGUACUUGGAUCGCCAGACCGCAUGUCCCACCCAAUCGGUCUACGAAUCAAGGCCCGGCUGUAAUGCCAAGUUCGAGGAGUUCUGGAACGACAACAUGGACAUCAUUCGCUGGUCCGGUCUGGGCCUCUGCAUUUUCGACCUCAUCGUCUUCUUGAUCGCCGGCGCCCUGACCAACUGUAUGCGCAACCAGAGUGCCGGCCGACAGGGGUAUGCCUAG